AGACUGAGGCUUAACUCAUAGAGGCGAGUUGUUGCACCUUAGUUCAUUCAGUGAGACUUGUUCAUUGAGCAAGCUUCAUCCUAAACCCAUUACGAUCGUGGGCUCUGUUAAAAUCUCCAGUUCCGACAGAACUAAGAACAGUUAAGUAAAAACAGUUAAAGCGACUAUUUAUCCUUAUAAAACAUCGGACACCACCCGAAGAUUUCUAUGGCUUUCAAACCAGAACAAGAAGUACAACCAGAGAAUAUUGAGAUGAUAGGAUGUCCUGUGCAGGAAAGUAGCUGUGUGAAAACCAGGCCAUGGCCCAGCUCUGACAAACAGUCACACAACCACCCCGGAGCAGUCGACACCAUGGGAACAAACUCGAAACCUGUCUUUGCUCAUGAUGAAGGCCUGACUGUUUGUGAGAUGACGGAGGAUGCGGAGGGGGUGGAAGAAGGAAAGAUGGAGAAGAAAGCAGAGGAGAAGGUGGCUGAGGCAAAAUUGGGGGUUUUGUGCAGCCCUGAGGGUAUGCCUCGGUCAUGCUUGUCACAGGAAGCUGAGCCCCAAUCUCCAACCAUGGCUGAACACAAGCCCCGCCCUGACGGCUCCUCUGCUGAAGGUCACAUAAAGGUCACUGACAGGAUAGCGGGACAGAAGAAGGUGUUCUGGAAGAGGCAGAAGGCAAAGCCCAAAAUGCAGACGGCAGAGGCGGCCGGGACGGAAGGUGGCCCCCAAAACACUCGGGCCCCAUUUCGUCUUCAGGACUUCAUGUGCUCCAAAAUUUCGAAACAUUACACUGUCCUGCUCCUACUUGAUUUAUUGGCAUUUCCCGUGAACAGCAAUGAGACUCCCAAGCAAAGAAUGUGUGCAGUUUGCUUGGAAAAGGACUGCGCAACUGGUGUGAGAAUAAUCUACCCAGCAGGCAACGACACAGCAGUUUGGUCGAAAGCAAGCUCCCCAACUGGAAUCCAAAAAUGCUCCAUGGAGAAUCUAAAGCCAGAUGCUCCCUGUAAGAUGGCUAAUGGUAGCCUUGUCCAACUGGCUAACGAGACGCUUCAUUUUGAAGGGGUGGACUCUUCUGGUGAAAGGCACACAUUCAACUCACAGAUUUCGCCCUGCGAUGAGCUUAAUCUGCCUCCCAGUUCCACGCUUUCCCCCACUCCCAUCCACAACACGUCCCCUCCUGCAGCUACGAACGAUCCAGGCAUCAUCAUUGGCAUCAUCAUCGGCAGCGUCAUCGGCAGCAUCGGCGGCAUUGGCAUCGGCAUCGGCAUCGGAUUUUUGAUUUGGAAGCGAAAGAGCUGUGGACAAGGACAGGACAAGGUGCCUGCUCAUGACCCUGAGGAUCGUAAUGAGAACACCAUGGAGAUGCAGCCUCUUAAGGAAGGAGUUGCAAACGGAAACGUUAACGGGGUCCAUUGAGAUGACAGCGUUGGGACUGCAGGAUAACUAAAAUCUCGGCCCUCACCCCUGCCCGCUUCCUCUUCCUGGUUGAUUCUCCUGCCUGGUCUGCCUCCCCCGAGCUACCCCUGCAUUCCAAAGAAAAGAAGAAGAACAGUUUAGUAGUUUUAAAAUGUCUGCGUGCCCUGUGUAAAACUGUAUUUUGAUAAAAAUAUAUCACAUGUAAUAUAUCACAUGUAUAACAAUACACUAAUAUAAUCAAUAUGUAAUCCAAUAAACCUAUAUCAGUAGUUGCAGCUAAGCUUAUGGAAACGCAAGAAACCACAGUGUACACUGUAGAAAAAAGCAAACGCUUAAAGCAGAAGGCUUAAACAAAAACCAUACUUACUCAGCAGAAAACUAACACUACUUUAUUGCCAAAUAAAGAUGCUAGAAGACAAUCGAGGUCCAAUUCGGCUGAAUUGAUCCGGCUUAGUGCACCUGUGCAAAUAAAGUCUAACCUUUCUGAAGAGGUGCUGCUGUGGUGUCUUUUCCCUCCUGAAAUUGUUUUCUACAGAUUGGCGUUGAAGUCUGUCGGUUCCUAGACACGACAGCGCUAGUUGUUAUUUAUUUUCGUUGCAAUCUUCUUGUAAUUUCCGUCAUAACAAUCAAACAAACAAACAUGUUACAUUUUGAAGUGCAAGUGGUUGCGUUUUUAUGUUAUUCGUUUUCUCAAUGCAUUUACAAUGUGGGUCCAGGUUUUUCCUCUGUAUGCCAUUUUUUCGGUUGAGAGAUAGGUGCGCGUGAACGCAGAUCUGUAACGUAAUUCGAACGCCGCCCAGAAGGCAUUUUCAAUGUGGUGUUUUAAAAGCCGUCGCAGCGUGUUCACACAGACAUAAGUGCGAUAUCAAAGCCGUCUCGAAAACUUCUUUUUUCUUCUGUGUGAAAGGGGUAUAGGAACAGCUAAGCCUGGAUUUUAAUAAACAGACUUCUUCACACUGAA
This is a messenger RNA of Anguilla rostrata (American eel), 2365 nucleotides long. RefSeq lists its product as uncharacterized. The transcript is spliced from 10 exons. The coding region runs from base 208 to 1404 and encodes 398 amino acids. NCBI's taxonomy places the organism in Eukaryota, Metazoa, Chordata, Actinopteri, Anguilliformes, Anguillidae. The record is from RefSeq and is a predicted model, not a curated record.